Messenger RNA from Sinocyclocheilus anshuiensis, 875 nucleotides. Its product is annotated as C-C motif chemokine 22-like. NCBI's taxonomy places the organism in Eukaryota, Metazoa, Chordata, Actinopteri, Cypriniformes, Cyprinidae. Bases 317 to 637 code for a protein of 106 amino acids. Gene Ontology annotation, biological process: immune response. Gene Ontology annotation, cellular component: extracellular region. Gene Ontology annotation, molecular function: chemokine activity. The transcript has 4 exons. The record is from RefSeq and is a predicted model, not a curated record.
GUUGAAUUCUCUAGGAGGAGGACAAUCGCCUUUCAUGCUCGCAGCAUUGUAACAUUUUUCCCCGGCCGAUGCUUGCAUGCUUGUUUUAGUCCUGUGCACGUUUACCUCCCUUAAAAAUCCAUUCAUUUAGUCCAACUCCGAAUCAGCCGUAAGGGUUCGUCGUCGCUUCUGCACUCGACCCUUUUUGAGUCGACUCAUCUUUUUAUGCCUGAUCUAUUGGGGUUCAGAGUGGGUGUUGUCACAGGACAAUGAUCGAGAGACACGACUCAGCUGUUUCCAGCGUUGCUUCUCUCAUGUGGUGUAUCAUACCUGGAGAAUGAAGACCUUCAUGAAGACUUCAUUGCUGUUUCUGACGCUGUGCUGUGCUCUGCAGUUUAAUACCUCAGAUGGUUCUACUGCAAGUGACAUUGAAAACAGUAUCUGCUGCUUUAAUCCACGAAAUAUCAGAAUACCUCUUCAGCGGCUGGAGUAUUAUUACUGGACAAGUGACAUUUGCCCUCUCAGACACAUUGUAUUUGUUACAGCUCCCGAGGAUCCUAGCACUCCAAAGAAACAAUUCUGUAUGGACCCUGAAAAUAAGUGGGUCCAGCGGGCCAUUAACCACUUGGACAAAAAGCAUGCUAAAAACUUAAAUUAAACUUGGAAAAAAAAUUCUACAUUUCUACACCGAUACACAAACACACACCCCUGUACAUAUGAGUAAAACUAAAAUAAACUUGUUAUUGUAUUGUAACGUUUUAGUGAGUUACCAUUGUAAUGUGUAUUAUUCAAAUGUGUGGAUCUCAUCAUUAUCAAUAAUAUUAUGUCAACAGUAAUUCUUAAGCUACUGAUCUGAUGUAAAUUUUAAAUGAGCUGUAUAAAGAAUAUUGCAUAUA